Messenger RNA from Penicillium mononematosum, 3729 nucleotides. It is a transcript of the gene thtA, whose product is annotated as protein thtA. Gene Ontology annotation, cellular component: nucleus; U2 snRNP. NCBI's taxonomy places the organism in Eukaryota, Fungi, Ascomycota, Eurotiomycetes, Eurotiales, Aspergillaceae. Gene Ontology annotation, biological process: mRNA splicing, via spliceosome. Bases 1 to 3729 code for a protein of 1242 amino acids. Gene Ontology annotation, molecular function: protein binding; U2 snRNA binding. The record is from RefSeq and is a predicted model, not a curated record. The transcript has 6 exons.
AUGUCUGGAAACAAGCCUGUGACGCGUCCGACGCGUUUGCAAGGACUGCUUACCCAGCCAUUGAUUCCCAGUCCUGUCAUCAACUGGAUCCUUCCAGCCCGUCUCCGAGAUAAAGACCACAAUGAUGUGGCUUUCAUUGGAGAACGGCGAAUCCAAAUCAAGGAAGCCCUGCCCAGUGGUCAUCUUCAAGAUGUUGUCGAAAAAUCAGACCUCGAUGGCUCGCUAAUCGGGGCAAAAGUCAUCAAUGUAAGCACCGAGUUGCCUUGGGAAAGUGAGGCUCAAUCAGAGUUGGUGCCUCCUUAUUACAAUGAUAACCUGCCUCCUCAACUCCUUUUUCUUGCCACGGACUCAAAUGAGCUCCUUUUCAUGUACUGCUCAGAACUGGGAGAUGGCCCAUUUGUUUCCUACAGUCGCCCUCUGCCCCGCGAUGUCAACAUAGCCGACAAAUAUGGCAAGCAUAUAGCUGUUGAUCCCAAGUCGCGUGCGGUCGCAGUCAGCGCGUCGCGUAAUUUCUUCGGUGUCUUGUGGUUAAAAUAUCCCGGUGAACUCCAGAUGCAGAUGGCUCAGGGCAAGCUGAACCCACUUGAAAGUGAAAAUUUCUUCCAAGUCGAUGGCGAUAUCCUGUUCAUGGAAUUCCUGUACCCGAAAGACAUCAAUGACAAACGGACCAUUCUACUGCUUAUCAUCCAUAGGCUUGGCACAACACGGUCUAUGGUGUUUGAAUGGGAUGAAGCCAGCACGAUCAGCCGCAUGAAUCCCAAGAUCACCUCAACUUGUCUGCCUCACCAAGACCAGUUGCCUAGCAUCGUCAUCCCUUUGGCCAAAGAAUCCUCCUACCUCCUGGUCACCACGAAUUCCAUGGCGAUGUACACGCCCAAUUGCUCGUCUCGUCCGAUGCGAUACCCGCCAAUCAUUCCUGAUGCCGAAUCAUCAGACGCUGGACUGUGGACUCGUUGGGCCAGACCUUCGCGAAACUGGAUGUACAGUCAGAGGUACGAUGGAAUCUUCCUUUGUCAAGAAAAAGGCUGGAUCUAUUAUCUCGAGUUUGGCAACGAUGGUGAACUCGAAACUCAGACUUCUUUGGGUCAACUCCACUGCGAUGUUGAUACGGCUUUCGAUAUCCUUGAUAUGGGCCAUGAAGGUGGUGACUUCAUUCUCGCUGCUGGAAGCCAAGGUGAUGGUGGAUUGUUUGUCCAGGAGGCACGGGAUCACCCCAGAUGUGUCCAGCGGUUCGUCAACUGGGCACCAGUUCCCGAUGCAGCUGUUAUUCCCUCAAAUACCUCAGACCUCUUCAAAGAUACUCCAUAUGACCACGAUCGGCUCUUUGUCUGUUCGGCCUCUGCUUCCGGUAAUGGAGCUAUAACCGAACUUCGAUACGGCAUUGAGGCUCAAAUUGGUGUCUCGGCAGAGUUGGGUGGAUUGUCCAGCAUAAGUGGUAUGUGGGCUGUGUCACUUGGUACUAGGGAUUCAAUCUACCUGCUGGCCUCCGAUCCUCUUUCAUCGUUGCUCCUCCAUACGACUCCCGACAUGAGAGAUGGCAUUACUGCCCUUCAAAACGAUGCAGAAUUGGAGACUCAACAGACUCUGGCAAUGGACUGUACACCUUCCGGUGUUAUUGUUCGGGUCACAGAAAAAGUUGUGCACUUUUUCUUCCCUACUGCUUUCUAUCUCAGCAGCUGUAUUCAACACGAUCCCCAUGUAUUUGUCACGGCAGCUAUUGUGGACGGGCCAAGUUCCACUAUUAUUAUGACUACAAGAAGUGAAAAGGGGAACUUUCUCCAUCUUCUUCGGAUAGUCGUGACUGAGGGAGGGAAAAGAGCCCAUCUGCAUCGCCUACCAAAAUUGGGGGACCUUGGAUCAAUUUUCCUCGGCACCAGCGACGGCACAGUGCUAUCAUUCGAGGUUUACAACGAGACUGGUGGAAUCAGACAACAUGCCGACACUCGUAUUUCAGUCGCCGACACUGCACAAGAUAUGUCAAAGGCGAUUGAAAGCCUCGCUGUUAUCAAGACUCUCUCAGACGAUAGAAUUCACGCGUUCCUUUUCUGUGGACUGCGCAGUGGCAUGCUUGUUCCGUUUGAGAUAGAUACAAACAUCACUAAUGUCCACGGUGACCCUGUCUUCGGUUUCAGAUGUUUGAAUCAAAGGGCGCCACGCCAUCUUGGGCAAACAUCAAUCAACAUCAAAACCCACAAUAAGUUUGCGUUCUUUACAUGCGGAGAUGAUUUCUGGCGGGUGUCAUUUGCCCCAGAUGGCAAUGGCUUUGACUAUUUCCUGUCCCGUGUUUGGAUCACAGAUCAAAACUGUCCCGCAUACUUCCCGAUCAGAUUCAGCGGCUUCGACCUUGUUGAUGUACGAGAUAAAUCGUCUCGGACUAUAACUACAUACAUGUUUUGUUUCGCGGAUGGUCAGCUUCUAGUAUGCUCCCUAGAUCAGGAAGCAAAGGUCGUUCCCCGACGCAUCGACAUUCCCGGAAAUCCAAGCAAGCUCACCUACUCCGACCAUCUCCGAUGUCUUAUUGUUUCAUAUUCUGUCGCCCAGCUCGGAGAAUUGCCUCUUGAUCUUUACCGCACGGCAUGUGUCGAGUUUGUGGACCCAGACACACAGUCGCCAGUGGUCUCUAACGAUAUGAACCUGGUUACUCAAGGCCUUCUCCCCUGGAGACCACACGGAGUUGCCGGAGAGAAGAUCACAUGCAUUCUUGACUGGAUGCCGUACAAGGACGGCAAUGCAUACCACCUUAUCGCAAUUGGGACUUCAAUCAAUUUGCCUCAUCAACCCACUACCCGCCAAGGUCGAUUGAUGCUCAUCCAAGCGUCUCGGGAUGCCAUCGAUCCUGAGAAAAUCACUUGCAUUGACAAGCACACGCAAUGGUUUAAUGACCCAGUUUAUGCGAUGACGGCGUACGGUGACAGCUUGAUUAUCGUCUCUGGGAAAAGGUUCUUCACAGUCUCCUCACGAAACUCUCAGACAAAAUGGGUUCGAAACAUUACCGGUGUUCUCCCAUCUCCAGCUGUCGCAAUAACGGUGCAAGGAGGGCUGAUCUACGUCACCACCUCGAGACAUUCCCUGCUGGUCUACAAGAUUGUAAAUGGGGACAUCGUGAUGCACGGUUCCGACCCAAUCGCACGCGAUGGUUUGUCUCACAAUUUCUUGGAUGCGAAUGGGUUUCAAUCGGACCUCCUUUUUGUGAGUACCCGAGGCGGAGCUAUCCGGACGUUCACAUGCCUGGAUCAACCGGGAGACCUUGUGCCACGUCCGACAGCAAAUCUCCCCGUCUCAUUGAUCAAGCUUGCUCGGGGCUGCAAGCCUCCAGCUGAACUGACGACCACCAAGACCUUCUAUGGUUUUGGCAUCAAUGGAUCGGUCUACAGGCUCUUGUGUCUGGAUGAGAAGGAGUGGCACCUGCUUCGACUUCUGCUCAACAUCUGCCUUAGGGAUGAGGUCAUCUGUCCCUCCCUGGCCCGCAGACAUCGCUACCUUGAUGCAAUCUCCCAGGUCGAGAACAGCAAGCAUAUUGACGGCAACAUUCUGGCUCGGCUUGCCAGUCGCGACUCGAAAUACCUAGAUGAGGUUCUCAUGGCAUGCAACAAAAGCCAGUUCAAGGACCUGACCCCCAAUACAGUGCAUAUGUUCUUCGAGGCGGUUGAGGACGUGCUUGAGGUCUACGACAACCAUACCCAGGCCGUCUUCAGCUGGCUUCGGAACAUGCUGCACAUUGAGAUCUAA